Messenger RNA from Solanum dulcamara, 786 nucleotides. Its product is annotated as histidine-containing phosphotransfer protein 4-like. Gene Ontology annotation, cellular component: nucleus; cytoplasm. The record is from RefSeq and is a predicted model, not a curated record. Gene Ontology annotation, molecular function: protein histidine kinase binding; histidine phosphotransfer kinase activity. NCBI's taxonomy places the organism in Eukaryota, Viridiplantae, Streptophyta, Magnoliopsida, Solanales, Solanaceae. The transcript has 6 exons. Gene Ontology annotation, biological process: cytokinin-activated signaling pathway; phosphorelay signal transduction system; phosphorylation. Bases 70 to 486 code for a protein of 138 amino acids.
UAUUUUUCAAAGAAAUUAUAUUUUUUUUACAAUAUUCAAUUUGCAUUCCUAUUUAAGUUAACAAAAAAAAUGGAGAACCAAAAGAAACACCAAGCUGCUGCUUCCAUGAAGAGAAGCCUCUUGGAUCAGGGAUACCUUGAUGAACAAUUUAUUCAUCUUGAAGAAUUGCAAGAUGAUGCAAACCCUAACUUUGUUGAAGAAGUUGUCAAGUUGUAUUACACAGAUUCAGCUAGAUAUAUUCGAAAUAUUGAACUUGCACUGGAAAAUGGACCCCAUGAUUUUGCUAGGCUGGAUAAUAUGAUGUACCAAUUCAAGGGUAGCAGCUCAAGCAUUGGUGCCAGAAGAGUAAAAAGACAAUGUUCUCAAUUUCAGGAAUACUGUAAUGCGAAAAAUAUAGAGGGGUGCAAAAACAUAUUUCAAGGAUUGAAGCAAGAGUAUGCUACUCUAAAGACUAAGCUUGAAACUUACUUUCAGAUGGAAAGAUAAGCUUCGUUGAUGUUGAAAGCAAGCAAGCAAGCCUCAGAUUCGAAAUGAACAAGCCCAUCAUAUAUAUAUUAUAUAAAAUGAUAAUAAGGAUAUUCUUAUCUUGAAAUAAUAUUAACAAUAUGGCACUGAAUAAAUGUAUUAGCCCAUUCUGUUGUAUAAAACAUGUCAAAGCUUAUUAAUGCAAAGUUCAUGUUUCCAAUAGCAAAGCUCUUUUUAUCUUCUAUUUCUAGAAAAAUAAAUAAAAAAUGACACCCUCAAGCCUCCAUGCAUGACAGUGUUGUUAAUAUUUAUCCAUAUCCG